GCCCAGCCGCGCGCGCCGGGCGGCCAUUGGUUCCCCACCGGAAGGGGAGGGGGCGAGGAUCAUGGCGGCGGCGCUGCGGGCCUUUCUUACUAUUCCUCAAAUAAGCCUGGUCGCCAUCAGAUGUGCUUCUAAGAAAACUGGGGGCAGCUCGAAAAAUUUAGGUGGCCGCAGUCCUGGGAAGCGCUAUGGAUUCAAAAAGGUAGAAGGUGCAUUUGUGCAUGCAGGCAACAUUUUGGCUACACAGAGGUUGAUACGCUGGCAUCCAGGGGCUCACGUGGGGAUGGGCCGUAACAAGACGCUUUAUGCCCUGGAGGACGGGAUCGUGAGAUACACCAAAGAGGUCUACAUACCUCCACCCCGCAGCAGUGAGAGCAGGGAAUUGAUCUGCCGGCUACCCAAAGGAGCAAUUCUCUAUAAAACCUUUAUCAGUGUUAUCCCUACCACAGAAGUAGGAAGCUUUAAACUGGUCACCAUGCUCUGAUCUGCCUGUAUGAUGUAGGGAUGGACAGGAAAGAGCAGCUGGGACAGGCCACUCCAUAUGGACUGUCAGCCAAAGAUGUGAGUAUUCUGGCUCUGGAGAUAGUUUAGGACUUUUGUUGCUCCCAAAGCAUGUGUGGGCAGUGUCCAAGCACUGGAAUCACCUGAUGGCUUUUGUAAGCGUGUGUAAUAAAUGCUGCGGGGGCUACUAAA
Pogoniulus pusillus (Red-fronted tinkerbird) is the source of this 690-nucleotide messenger RNA. RefSeq names its product mitochondrial ribosomal protein L27 (gene MRPL27). Bases 62 to 481 code for a protein of 139 amino acids. Gene Ontology annotation, molecular function: structural constituent of ribosome. The record is from RefSeq and is a predicted model, not a curated record. Gene Ontology annotation, biological process: translation. Lineage: Eukaryota; Metazoa; Chordata; Aves; Piciformes; Lybiidae. Gene Ontology annotation, cellular component: ribosome; mitochondrial large ribosomal subunit. The transcript is spliced from 4 exons.